GCCACCUUCUCGCCUCCCUGCCUUCUCUCUCUGUCUCUCUCUCUUCGCCGGCAAACCUUUCGUAGGCUCGAUCCACGAGACGAGGAGGAGAAGCCGCCGCCCCCGCCGCCGCCGCCAUGGUGAUCUCGGUCGCCACCCCCCGCCGCUCCAUCCGCGACGCCGUGCUGGGUGGCGUGCUCGGCGCCGGAGGCCGCCAGCUCUACCAGCCCCUCCGCUGCGCCUUCUACGACGGCGCCGCCGGGGGCGGCCUCACCGCCGCGCUCUCGGAGGAUGGAGCCGAGGGCGGCGUCCCCCUCCCGUGCGGGAGGAAGACGGCGGCGGCGAAGAACGUGCUCAUCCUCAUGAGCGACACCGGCGGCGGCCACCGCGCAUCCGCCGAGGCCCUCCGCGACGCCUUCCGCCUCGAGUUCGGCGACGCCUACCAGGUGUUCGUGAGAGAUUUGGGGAAGGAGUACGGCGGGUGGCCACUGAACGACAUGGAGCGGUCGUACAAGUUCAUGAUCCGCCAUGUCCGGCUCUGGAAGGUGGCGUUCCACGGCACUUCGCCGCGCUGGGUGCACGGCAUGUACCUCGCCGCGCUGGCCUAUUUCUACGCCAACGAGGUGGUGGCCGGGAUCAUGAGGUACAACCCCGACAUUAUCAUCAGCGUGCACCCGCUGAUGCAGCACAUCCCGCUGUGGGUGCUCAAGUGGCAGAGCCUCCACCCCAAGGUGCCAUUCGUCACCGUCAUCACCGACCUCAACACCUGCCACCCGACAUGGUUCCACCAUGGCGUGACGAGGUGCUACUGCCCGUCGGCGGAGGUGGCCAAGAGGGCACUGCUCCGGGGGCUCGAGCCGUCCCAAAUCCGUGUGUACGGGUUGCCGAUCAGGCCGUCCUUCUGCCGCGCCGUGCUCGACAAGGAUGAGCUGAGGAAAGAGCUGGACAUGGAUCCCGACCUGCCUGCAGUGCUACUGAUGGGCGGCGGCGAGGGGAUGGGUCCGGUGGAGGAGACGGCGAGAGCACUCAGCGACGAGCUCUACGAUCGCCGGAGACGCCGGCCUGUCGGGCAGAUCGUUGUCAUCUGUGGCAGGAACCAGGUGCUGCGGUCCACGCUGCAGUCGUCACGGUGGAAUGUCCCUGUCAAGAUUAGAGGGUUCGAAAAGCAGAUGGAGAAGUGGAUGGGCGCUUGCGAUUGCAUCAUCACAAAGGCUGGUCCUGGUACAAUUGCAGAGGCCCUGAUAAGAGGACUCCCAAUUAUUCUCAACGACUUCAUACCUGGACAGGAAGUCGGGAAUGUGCCUUACGUCGUGGACAAUGGUGCCGGUGUGUUCUCCAAGGACCCGAGGGAAGCCGCGAGACAGGUUGCCAGAUGGUUCACCACACACACAAACGAGCUCCGGAGAUACUCCCUCAACGCGCUGAAGCUAGCGCAGCCAGAAGCCGUGUUCGACAUCGUGAAGGACAUCCACAAGCUCCAGCAGCAGCCUGCCACGGUGACGCGGAUCCCUUACUCCCUGACCUCAUCGUUCUCAUACAGCAUAUGAAAAACCAUCAAGGUUACAGGAUGUACUAUGCUAUGCUCUGCAAACAUGCUUUGCCUCGGAAGGUUGGUCCGCUUGCUGAAGAACUUGUACAUACUGAAUUGGAUUUGUUCGUUUGUCCAAAUGUGUAAAUGCAAUAAGAACAGAUGAACUGAAGAUGUUGUCUAACUGGCCUGCUGCUGAUAUGAAGAUGAAGUUGUGGUGAGAGUGACUGACUACGAGUGACAAAUCAUCCCCUCCCAUAGCUAAAUAUGUCCUGAUAGAACAUCUUCAUCUUUUGUACAACUACAGUAUAGUUACGUGGCUAACUGGACCAUCUGCAUAGUUUUUCUUUUUCACUCCUUGUCAAUCGUAUUGAUACUAGAUUGUUUGGCACCAUAUUCUAUCUUAUAACUUAGCGAUUGUAUAAUGUUGUUUCA
Messenger RNA from Oryza sativa Japonica Group (Japanese rice), 1942 nucleotides. The record is from RefSeq and is a predicted model, not a curated record. NCBI's taxonomy places the organism in Eukaryota, Viridiplantae, Streptophyta, Magnoliopsida, Poales, Poaceae.